Ziziphus jujuba (common jujube) is the source of this 3463-nucleotide messenger RNA. RefSeq lists its product as uncharacterized. The coding region runs from base 2471 to 3298 and encodes 275 amino acids. The transcript has 2 exons. Lineage: Eukaryota; Viridiplantae; Streptophyta; Magnoliopsida; Rosales; Rhamnaceae. The record is from RefSeq and is a predicted model, not a curated record.
AGGAGGACUGUGCCAGGAAAGGUGCUGUGCCUCUGUCUUUUACCAUUUAAUUUCUAUAAAUAACUUCCCAAUUCCCACUAUCACUACCACUUCACUCAUCACAUCGACUUGCGGGGGGAAAAGCAAGUCAGUGAAACGGUAGCAAGCCAGUUCCCUCCUUGCGGCAUCAAGGACUCCCCACUUUUUAUCCAACGUCGCUGGGGAAAGGGAAGUAUGGAAGAAGAGAAUGUUUCAAAGGACUUCACUAAUAAGCAUAUCACAAUCGACAUUCCAGAGAAAUCGGAGCGUCCUAUAACGAAGCGUACACGGGCGCCCCCUGAUAGGCUUCCCAUCGUGACAAGUAAAGAGGAAUUGGAAUCGGAAUAUUCCUUUGAAAUAACUGGGAGUGCAGACCUGUCAGUUGAUAUGCCACGUAAGAAAGGGUAUGCGCCGGUGCCACGUAUGGAAGGGGGUGCAGAGCUGUCAGGUGAUAUGCCACGUAAGAAAGGGUAUGCGCCGAUGCCACGUAUGGAAGGCGGUGCAGAGCUGUCAGCUGAUAUGCCUGUGGGGUUUGCACCGGUGCCACGUAUGAAAUGGUGUGCAGAGCUGUCAGAUUAUAUGAUGUCAGCGCAUGUGAUGGUAGGGUGUGCACCGGUGCCACGUAUGAAAGGGAGUGCAGAGCCGUCAGAUUAUAUGAUUGCAGGGCCUGCACCGGUGCCACCUGUACCACAUAGCAAUAGUGAUCGGAUCAUCUACAAGGUUCCCAAUAAGCUCCGGAAGAUACGUCCAGCAGCUUACACUCCCCAACUAGUUUCAAUUGGGCCUUUUCACCAUGGCGUAUCAAACUUAAAGGCCAUGGAACAUUAUAAAGCCAAGUACAUGGAAAAAUUCCUAAGACGGCCCAUCUGUAAUCAUAUUAACGAGGAGGAUUUAAUCCAGGGUUUUUUCGAUAAAUAGCCACCUUACAACUCCAUUUUAGAAAAAUAGCAAAAAAAAAAAAAACUAGCCACCUUGGGACAAAAAUACCUUUGAUAAAAUUGAAAAUUAUGCAAAAGGUUUUUUUUUUACCCUUUCCUUUCUUCCUCUACACAGCCGUUCGUGAGGUUUCUACACAGCCGUUCGUGAGGUUUCUACACAGCCGUUCGUGGGGUUUCUCUAAGGUCACUCUUUGCAUCUCAUCGUAUCUCACUCUCAUUUUUUUGUAUUUUCUCAUAUCUCAAACUAAAAUCAGGUAAAAUUUUUAUCUUUUUUCUUAUUAGAUGAAAGUAAGGAAAUAUGUGUUUUUUUUUGUUUUUUCUCUUUCUCUUUUUUCUUGUAAUUUUUAUUAGUUUAGGGUUUUUUAAGCUUUUUAUUUGAUAUGGGUAUGCAAGAAAUUAAUUUAUGAGCUAUUAUAUGUGAUUUUAAAGAUAUUUAGGUGGCAUAUGGUUUGAAAAUGGGAGAAAUUUUGUUUAAAACUGAAAAAUCGCGAAAAACAGUAGAAACGGAGGAAAUUUGGCAAAAAAGAUGAACUUCCGCCAAUUUCCUCCAGUUUGUCAGUUUUCGCAAAAUUUCCGCCAGUUUUCCGCCAAUUUUCCGCCAGUUUUCCGCCAUUUUUCCGCCAUUUUUCUGCCAGUUUUCCGUCAAUUUUCCGCCAGUAGGAAAAAGCUAUAUUUGGCCCAAAAAAAAAAAACAGAAUCAACUUUUUUAAUACAGUUAAUAUGUUUGUUUAGUAUUAUUCAAAAUUUUAUAUAUUUAUUGAUUUAGUUUAAUGUUAUUCAUUUAAUUUUGUAGUAAAAUGGAAGAUGAUGACAUUGUAAUUGCGGUUUUAUACAAUGGAACAUUGGUACAAAAUGAUAGUGGUAAUUGGGAAUAUCGAAAUAGUAAAAAUAUAAUGGUUUUCGUCGGCAAGAGAUGCACAAAAUCAGAUUUAGAGGAUGAGAUUUUCAAUUCUAUUGAGAUAGAUCGAAAUGAAUAUUUGCUAAAGCUAAAAUGGAUAUAUGGACGAUGUGCAGAAAAGUUGGAUCCUACAGAAAUACGAUGUGAUAGGGAUGUGAAAUGCUUUCUUCAAGAAGUGAGGAAUGGAGGGAUGACAAUGAUGCGGCCUCCAUUGUAUGUUGAGGUGAUUUCGAAAGUUGAACAUGUAUGUAGAAAUGUUCAUCAAACAGCAUUUGCUUCGGAUAGUGGGAGUAAUCUUCAUUCUUUUUCUUGUCCUCCAAUUGGCGCUCGUCUACCACAAGCUUCCGGUACUAAACCUAUUCAGGCUACAUCUCAGGAAAUUAUGGUUCAAGAAACUCAGUUUAGAGAUCAAGUUGAUGUUCGUGGGGCCUGGACAUCAUUUAACAUCCAUGAAGGAGUUGAUGUUGGAGGUGACUAAGCUGAACGGUUUCCUAACGACGAGGAGUAUGAGCAGUUGCAUCAUAUUGAUCAUGAUGAGAAUUACAAUGCAGCAGGGGAUGAUGUUGAUCAUAAUGAUGUAGAUUUUGAUCAUGAGUUGCCGGACAAUGAUAAUGAUAUGCAUCCUGAAAUGAACAAUGAAGGAGUUGAUGAUGUUAGGGUUCAUCGUGCUACAAGUGACCACAUAUCAUCGAGCAACAGAAGUGGUUCUAUGGCCAUAUUUUUGUUAAAGUUCACUGGUUGUGAGAGCAUAGUAGUUGGACAAUUAUUUCGCAACAAACGUGACCUACAGAAUAAACUGAGUAUCUAUUGCAUGCGAGAAAAUAAGGAGUUCAAGGUGACACGGUCAACUACACAACGGUAUGAGGUUGUAUGCUUGGAAAAUACUUGUAGAUGGCGACUACGUGCAACCACAUUUAAAAAUGGAGAAAUAUUUGUUGUGAGAAUUUUUGAUAAUGUACACAGUUGCUCGUUAGAUAUUGUGCAUCGAGAACACAAGCAAGCCAGUAGCCGGGUUAUCGGGCAAUGUAUCAAAUCUAAAUAUAAAGGUAUUGCACGUGUUUACAAACCCAAAGAAAUUCAACAUGAUUUUUUGCAUAAAUAUGGGGUGAAUAUAAGCUACAACAAAGCAUGGAGAGGUAAAGAGUAUGCACUUAACAGUGUUAGGGGAUCUCCAGAGGAGAAUUUUGCUAAGUUACCUGCCUACUGUUAUGAGUUAGUGUCGAAGAACCCUGAGACUGUUACACAUAUCAAAACAGACGAUAAUAACAAUUUUGUAUAUUUCUUUAUGGCGAUUGGAGCAAGCAUUAGGGGAUUUAAAUCCCACAUAAGACCCGUGUUGGCUGUUGAUGCAACUACAUUGAAAGGGAAAUACAAAGGGUACAUGUAUAUUGCAUCGGGCAUGGAUGGCAAUAAGCAAAUAUGGACGCAUACCAUCCGAAGGUGAAGAUGUUAUUGGACGUAGAUGUAGCCGAUGUGGUGGUGUUGGACAUUAUAGGCAGAGAUGUACGAAUCCAUUGUCUUAUGCUUCGAAUUAGAAAGUUUUAAUUUAGUGUUAUGGUUUAAUAUGUUUUGAUAAUUAUUUCAUAUAUUGGAUAUAAUAUUUUGUACU